AUGAGGAGCUGCUGCCGGCUGCGACACACGCUCGCGGCGCGCGACCUCGCAGUCAAUCACAAUCCCGACUCCGAACGGGCUCAGAGGGCAGAAUCUUCUCUUGGGACAUGUUGUUUUGCUUGGGGUCCUACAGCGCGCCACUCGCCCGCGACACGUGAUCACUCUACUGGAGAUGACACCAUUUUAUUAAAAUGGUACCUCGUGACCUCGAUUGCGCACCCAAUAUUGCUAACUAUGAUGAUCUGCUUGUGGAUGGUGAGUGCCGCGUUGGCGCGCGCCACGGUUCACGAGGAGGCCACCGAGGAGCUCAUCGAGCGCGUGCUGGGAGUCCCUGACUCGGAGCGGGCGCUCAACUCGGUGCUGGGCCGGCUGGAGCGGGGCCGCCAGGGGCUGCUGCAGAGGGCCGAGGCGCGGUUCCAUCACGACGCCGACUGCGGCGACUGUGAGGAGGCCACCGAGGAGCUCAUCGAGCGCGUGCUGGGAGUCCCUGACUCGGAGCGGGCGCUCAACUCGGUGCUGGGCCGGCUGGAGCGGGGCCGCCAGGGGCUGCUGCAGAGGGCCGAGGCGCGGUUCCAUCACGACGCCGACUGCGGCGACUGUGAGGAGGCCACCGAGGAGCUCAUCGAGCGCGUGCUGGGAGUCCCUGACUCGGAGCGGGCGCUCAACUCGGUGCUGGGCCGACUGGAGCGGGGCCGCCAGGGGCUGCUGCAGAGGGCCGAGGCGCGGUUCCAUCACGACGCCGACUGCGGCGACUGUGAGGAGGCCACCGAGGAGCUCAUCGAGCGCGUGCUGGGAGUCCCUGACUCGGAGCGGGCGCUCAACUCGGUGCUGGGCCGGCUGGAGCGGGGCCGCCAGGGGCUGCUGCAGAGGGCCGAGGCGCGGUUCCAUCACGACGCCGACUGCGGUGACUGUGAGGGGCUGCCGGAGUACACGGAGUCCGUGGAGAGCUCCCGCGACCGCGGCGUGAGGCACCAGGAAGCGCAGAAACACGACUGGAUCUGCAAAGUGAACCGCACCAUCCACAAGCUAAACACGGAAGAGUACGAGUACCGGCCGGCGUACUACGAGGAGGUGCGCUGCACCGUGCCCUCCGACCACCAGAGCGCGCACCGCCACCAGUUGUGCUCCAGCAUCGGGCUGUCGUGCGUGCAGUGGAACAAGAGCAUCCACCUCACGCGGCGGCGCUACACGAGCGAGUGCUGGGAGACGAAGACCCUGGUGAUAGCUGCGGGCUGCGAGUGCAUGUGGCCGGUGCACAAGUUCGGCGCCAUCGCGUCCUACCUGUACUUCGCGCCGUGAGCGCGCUCCGCUUCGCUCCACUCCGCCCGUGCGCGUCGGCCCUUACAGUGCUGUACCACUACACUGCAGCUCCCAUCAUUCUAUCGCCCGUCUCUCGGUGG
Messenger RNA from Maniola jurtina (meadow brown), 1400 nucleotides. RefSeq lists its product as uncharacterized. Bases 1 to 1299 code for a protein of 432 amino acids. The record is from RefSeq and is a predicted model, not a curated record. NCBI's taxonomy places the organism in Eukaryota, Metazoa, Arthropoda, Insecta, Lepidoptera, Nymphalidae. The transcript is spliced from 10 exons.